Molecule: messenger RNA, 4781 nt
Organism: Cinara cedri
Lineage: Eukaryota; Metazoa; Arthropoda; Insecta; Hemiptera; Aphididae
Source: the annotation of a GenBank genome assembly
ACGUGUUAGUUUAAAUGAUGAAAGCAUAAAACUUAGUCGAUUUUUGAUACCAUAGAUCGAAUAAUUAUUGCUCCUCAUCAUCUUUUAAAAUGGCAACCACCUCCACAGUAAAACUUUUUUUUAGUCUUACAUCCGUUCUUCUGUGUGCCGUCAAUGCUGCCCCUUCAUCCAAGUUGCGUAAGUGCUAAAUUUACGAUAAAUAUGUUUUUGAUUUUAAGUGGAGAGAGGAAUGUAUUGAUUUUACAAUGAUAGUUACCUAUCUAUUAUUAUAUUUUUUUUUCUGUAGACAACUAUUCUACCUGCAAUUUUGCUCCGAUUUUCAAGUAUAGCACUUUUUCUGAAAUAAAAUCUGAAUAGAGUUGUUCCUUUAGAAUGUUAUUUUUUGAUUUCGUAACAAUAAAUUUUAUGUUUUCAAUUUUUUGUUUUUGUUUUGUUUUUAUUCAGUUAAAGAUAUUUGUAAAGACUUGAAGUUUGGAGAAAAAACUUAUAUGUACUUUUUAUAGACGUGGUCGAAUUUUCAAAACAUUGUACCUAUUUUCGAACUAUUUAUAAACAUUUAAAUUUUAUGGGGAUUUUUAGAUAGUUUUGUUCUAUAGUACCACUGGGUAACUUCCCUUAUCUGAAAAAUUCAGAUAAUUUCAGUAAAUUAAAUUUUUUUUAAAUUAAAAUUGUUUAACCAAACAGAAAUGCUAGAAAAUUGAAUAGGAGGUUCAUUCUAAGUUGUACUUUAUAGAAUAAAAAAUGUAUUAUUUCCAAAUAGUAAAUAUUACGGCCUUUCAAAACAUGUGUAUCCGAAAUUCACUCAGAAUGGUAACAAAGAUUAAUCGUUGCAUACAGAUAUACAUUAAAUACUAUGUAGAGGCCCAAUCAUCAUACGAGUAUAUCGAUAUCUUUUUUUUUUAUUAAAAAUUAGCCAAAAAAGGUGUAACUGGACUAAUUGAUAUUUUUGCAUAUAACUACAAUGUAAAAAUAUCAAAUAGUCCUGUUAUACCUAGUAUAGUAUACUGUAAUUUUUUAUAAUCUCAGCAAAGCUCUUUAUCAAAAGACUUCCAAAAACACCAUCAUUCUAUAGUAAAAUGUAAAAUUGUAAAAUAUAUAUACACUAUAAUACAUAAUAUAUAUAUAUAUAACUGGAAAUUUAACUUGACAAUAAUAUUUUUUAUUCAUUUUUAUUUUUUUAAUUGUAGAUGAACAAUAUCUGAAAUUUUUAUCUCAUACAUAAUUCAGAAUUUUUCUUAAAAUUGACUGGUGUUUUUUUAAAGCUUUAUAUUUAAUUUUAUUAAUAAACGAAAAAAAAUAGUUCUGUAUAUUACAACUUUUUUAAUUUACGUGAGAAUUGUAACCAUUGAAUUUGUAAUAAAGUUAUAGUUUACUUUAUAAAAAAAAAUAUAAAUAGAAUCUAGUGGUAUAUAUAGAGAGGGGCACAGUUUGCUGCAGACCCUCCCGAAAUUUCUUUCUCGACUGAUUAUACUAGUAUAAUUAAAUAUAUUUUAUGGUUUUAUUUUGGAUUUCUUAUUAUUUUAUAAAUGGUUUUUUCGUUCAUCGUGUCGACAACAAUCCCGUAUGACUCGUUAGUUUCAACAAAAUACAACUUUGUUUUCCCUAGAUAUCUUAUGCAACUUUCCCUAAUUUUUAAAAUCAUUGUUCAUUAUAGCCUCCCUUGAAAAUAUUUUAUAUAUUACUUAACCUAACCUAUUAUAGUGUUUGUGAACAAAUCGCAGUUUUUCGAGAUUUUUUAAUAUUCAAUUAUAAUAUUAUAUUUGAUUUUGUGUUCUAAUAAUUAAUGCCGGAUAAAAAAUAAUAAUAUUCAAAUUGUCGGUUUUUCCUUUUGCAGAUUAUUAUUUUCAUAAACUAUUAGAUUGAAUAUUUUUUUUUCUAACGAGUAUAUUAGACAUUGCAAUUUUUUAUCGUCACUCUGUUUACUAUAUUAUUAUACUAUUUCAGCGAAAGAUUUUGUAGUUUGCAAACUAAAAGAUCCAGCUUUAAACGAAUGCAUCAAGAAUGGACUGCAAAGCAGCAUUCCUUUAUUAUCAAAAGGUAAUGUGUUUUGACUUUAUCAUACCGUUCAAUAAAAUAUCUUAACGAUAACUUUAAUAUUUAUUAAAAACAUUGUAACAUUAAAAUAUCAUUUGUUACUUUAAGGUGUCCCGAAUCUUGGUUUACUACCGCUCGAUCCAAUGCGAAUUACUACUUUGGAUAUAAAUCAAGGCACGGGAUCUGUUAAAAUUAAAUUGUCCUUAAAGGACGUUGAAAUUUUAAAUUUCCACACAUUGGUUAUCGAUGAACUAAAGUAAGUGAUGCUGUUAUAAAACUUCGUUGGUGACAUAUUAAUUUGUUAUAUUAAAUAGUUGUGAUCCAAAGACUUACUCGUUAAAUUUAACAUUACACACUAAAGAACCAAUAAGAGUGGAAAGUCUGUACACGUCAAAGGGAAGCAUAUUAAUUAUGCCAAUAAAUGGAAACGGAACGUUAAAAAUAGCUUACGGUAAAUUCCGAUAAUAUCGCACUAUAUAGCUUUAAUAUUUAUAUUAACAGAAAAACGCUUAAAAAAAAAAAAAACACUUAAAAAAAUUUAAAAUAGUAGAAAUGAUAGAGGCAUUUAAAAGUUCUCCAUUUUAAAAGUUUUUUUUAAAAUAAAAUAGUUCUUAUUACAAAAAAAUUAUUUUGUGUUACUCAUUUUUAUAAUGUUGAAAAAUUCUGUGACAAGUUAAAAAUCUUAGAGGGGAUUUAAACAUUUUUUUAAAAAAAUAUUUUAUGUGCCUUUGGGACUUUUUUUAAAAGUUUUUAAGCGGUUUUUUUUCAUGGAUUUAAAAAAAAUAUAAAUCCGGUUUGUAAUUAUAACAUAUUUCAAUGGUAUAUUUAUAUGUUUAGACGAUUUUAAAGCGAAUAUACGUAUGGUUUUUAAGCCAGAAUUAAAAAAUGGUAAUACAUAUUUAGUGAUCGAGACAUUCUACUGGGGAUUUACUACUUCAAAAAUGCAUCAGAGCUACACUAAUUUAAUUGGUGGAAAUAAAGCGUUGAGUGAGUAUUAAUAUAGUGUAAUUUAUUUUGAUCGUUAUUUCAAUACUUACCUACAUGUACUUGACUAUUAUCUUUAAAAAAAUAAUGAAAUGGACAAGUGUUUUUGAUUAUUAAAAUAAAAAAUCAUAAUAAAAUUAUCUACAAGGUUGUUCAUGCAUGACGAACAAUCCCAAUUUUCAUUCGAAAACUUAAUUCCCAUUUCCGUCUUUUUGUAGUAUAUGGGGUUUUUAAUCAAUUUAUCAAAAAUCUGAUGAAAAGUUAUAUUAAUUAUAAAUUAUUUGAGGUACUUCUGAUACCAAAAAAAAAAAAAAAAAAUGUAGAUACAAACAUCAUUAUUAUUAAACAUAAUUUUAUAAAAUUACGUCCUACACAGUUUUAAAUAUCCUUCACUUGUAUGCAAAUACAAAUUUAAAAUAUUUAUGAACUUUAAAUUUGAAAUAAAAAUACUAACGAUAAAAUGUGUUAAUUAAAGAAUUGUGUUUAUUAACUUUUACCAGUGACUUUAUUGAGUACUUAUGCUGGACUCAACAGGUAGGUAAAUUAAUAUACUAUCACUUCUUCAUCGGAAUAAAUUUCGUGAUUAUUUACAAUAUGGCUAUUGUUAUUACGUAUGAGAUUCUUAACGAAUUAUUUGUCCAAAAUUAUAUUAUUCAAAACACGCACAGCCGCGUUGAUUGAUUUGGUAAACAAAAUAAAGUAUAUAUUAUUUAAAAACCAACGGUUCACGUUUAAUAUUUAGUGCUUAUUUUGGUGAUAAAUUCGCAAAAAUAAUAGUUCACGAAAUAUUUUUAGUUGUUUUGGAAAUGUAUUGAACAUUUAUUCGUCAAAAUAUCAAUUUCACACUAUAUACCAAGUCAAAAUUAAAACACUUUUCCGAUAAACUUCCGUUUUUCCAACUUUAUUUAACUGUUAUUCAUACAACUUUUGAGCUUUCGUGACAUUAAAAGAAAUAAAAGGUUUUGAAAAUGAAAAUAUUAUAACGUCUAAAUUUACCGCAGUUGUAAUAGUUAGCGGUUUUAUAUUUUAAUUUCGCCUAACCUUGUAGCAUAAUAUAGUACAUUAACUUUAUUGUUAUUUUUAACGUUGAUUUUUUUUUUUUUUUUAAUUUAACAGAAGAUAAUGUUAAUCUUUUCUUAAACGAAAAUUGGGAAGAAGUGUUAAACGAUUUCAAACCCGCCAUCACAGAAGCUUUAAGUGAGUAUUUCAUUACAAUUGCUCAUCAGUUCUUCAUUCGAAUUCCAUUAGAAAAAAUGUUUGUCGUCUAAACUUGUUUCCGGUUAAUGAUUGUUUAUUUAUUGCGAUUAUCGUUAAAAUUAUCUAUAAUAUAGGUAUAUUAUAUGAAAUCUGUUAAUCUGUGUGUGCGCGUAGACACUCUGUAGAUAAUCAUAUUAUUACGAUCGUCCGUCAACUCGUUCCCAUUCCAUCAAUAUUCGAGAAUUUUAUUUUGUAUUCCAAUUUAAUAUAAUACUAUCUAAUUAAGUCCGUCCGCAGUUUCCUCUUCCUGUUCACCAUAUCCUACACACUAUGCCAACUAAAACUAAUGAAGUUUUCCUCCUCCUUUAUACCUAAGUAUUUUUUUUAUAUAGCAAUAUUAUUCACAUGUUAAGAUUCUCUAUCCUCCACUUUAUUUUCCUCUAUUUGCCAAACUAUUAUUAUUAUUUUAUGUUAAGUAUUAGCUAUAAUUAUAUUGUUAAUUAUGUUCUGUACCAUUAAUCGUGUAUUUUUAAUUUAAAUAAAAUUAUUGUUUAAAAGUAAACGUG